AUGGAGGAGCACGAGAAUUAUCUACGAAUAAUACUCCAGACUUUGAGAGAAAAACAACUAUAUGCUAAAUUCUCCAAAUGUGAAUUUUGGUUGAAUAGUAUUGCAUUUCUGGGUCACAUUAUAUCUAGAGAUGGAAUAUCCGUGGACCUAAAGAAAGUUGAAGCAGUAUCAAAUUGUCCUAGACCAUCUACUGUUACAGAGAUCCGUAGUUUCCUUGGUUUGGCGGGUUAUUACAAGAGAUUUGUUAAAGGGUUUUCUCAAAUAUCAUCAUCACUGACCAGACUAACUCAAAAAGGCGUUAAAUUUGAAUGGUCAACAGUAUGUGAAGAAAUUUUUGAGAAACUCAAAAGGCGAUUGAUCACGGCACCAAUACUAACUAUAUCAUCGGAAAAUGAAGACUAUAUUGUCUAUUGUGAUGCUUCACACAAAGGGCUCGGUUGUGUAUUGAUGCAAAUAAUCAUGUCAUCGCUUAUGCUUCUUGACAAUUGA
Messenger RNA from Impatiens glandulifera, 489 nucleotides. RefSeq lists its product as uncharacterized. Lineage: Eukaryota; Viridiplantae; Streptophyta; Magnoliopsida; Ericales; Balsaminaceae. The record is from RefSeq and is a predicted model, not a curated record. The transcript has a single exon. Bases 1 to 489 code for a protein of 162 amino acids.